This is a messenger RNA of Eucalyptus grandis, 3474 nucleotides long. RefSeq names its product probable disease resistance protein At4g27220. The transcript is spliced from 2 exons. The record is from RefSeq and is a predicted model, not a curated record. Bases 240 to 3359 code for a protein of 1039 amino acids. Gene Ontology annotation, molecular function: ADP binding. Lineage: Eukaryota; Viridiplantae; Streptophyta; Magnoliopsida; Myrtales; Myrtaceae.
UUAUAUACAUCGCUCUUGGACAUUCCCUUCCACCAUCCUUCUCUGCGCUCAAAUCUCUUUGCCUUCUUCGUCUCUCAUCGUUCUUGCUCUGUCUCGCCCUUUCUUCUCCUCGGCACAACCUUUCUUCCUUCUCCUCUUCUUUCCUCCUCCUUCAUUAUCUGCUUCUCGUUUUCAUCGUUCUCUUUAUCUGCCUCUCUGUUUUCUCGCUCUUUAUUUCUCGGAGAAAAAGUCAAAGAAAAAUGUCGACCGAAUGUGCCAUUCCAAUUGGAUGGGAUGUUUUGAAGUGCUUAGUCGCUCCCCUCAAGCGUGGAUUCAGCUACGUCAUGUCCUCCAAGAGCUACGCCGACAAUCUUCGGAAGGAAGUCGGGAAUCUGGAGUACGAGGCUGAGAGGGUCCACAAUGCCGCGGAAGUGGCCCAAAACAAUCUACAGAGUAUUUACAGAUGGGUACCGGAUUUUCUGUUAAGUGCUGAGACGGCCUUAGUAGAGGCGGGAGACCUGUUGGGCGAGCCCGAAAAAGCGAGCAAGACUUGCUGCCACGGGACUCUUCCCGACCCCAAUUGUCGCUAUCAGUUCAGCAGGAAGGCCAAGCACAAGACCGAUGACAUUAAGAAUCUCAUUCUAGAAAACAGUAACAAGGAGAUCUCCUGCACCGGUCCCGCUCCUGGAAAUGUCGCUGCUCUAAUUCCAGCUGGGACAAAAGACAAAGAUGUCGUCCAGUCGACCACCACAACAGCCUCCACUUCUUCUGUCGACUUCGAAUCCAGAGCUUUGAUGAUACGUAACAUCAUGGACGCUCUUGUGGAUAACCGCUAUAGCGUGGUCGGGGUUCACGGGAUGGGCGGGGUUGGCAAGUCCACCCUUUUGGUGGAUGUUGAGAAGAGAAUAAGGGAAGAAAAUUCGUUCGAUUGGGUUGCUAAGGCUGACGUGUCGCAAAAUCCAGACGUCAAGAAGAUUCAAGAAGAUAUUGCACACUGGUUGGGCCUUAGUGACAUAAAGAAGGAAGACAAUGUCAGUUUGCGAGCGAAGCUUCUGCGCGAGAGGUUGGAAGAUCUGGAGAGGAAGAAAAACAAGGUCCUCAUAAUAUUGGACAAUCUGUGGGAGCGGCUCGACUUGAAGGACGUCGGCAUUCCUUGUGGACUUGACAACAAAGUUAUAGGAUGUAAGCUGUUGUUGACGGCGAGAGAUGAACGUGUUUUGCGAAGGGAAAUGCGCUGUGACAAUGCCUUUUUCCUUGGUAGGCUGGAAAACGAAGAGGCAAAAAGAUUGUUUGAGACAAUGGUGGGAGGCAAAGUUCAAGUUGAGUUAGAACCCUUGGUGGAGGAAGCACUCCACGUAUGUGCAGGUUUGCCUUUCCUAAUUCUCGCAAUAUCGAAACUCUUUAUAGACACUAGUUACUCUGAAUGUAAGUAUGCUUUGAAACAAAUUUGGAAUGAAGAAACGGGUGAGGUGAUAAAUAAGACAUUGCGAGUGAGUUAUGAUCGUAUAAAAUGCAAGGAGGCAAAGACAUUAUUACAACUCUGUGCUGUUUAUGGUGUCUCUAAGCCCUCUUUCGAAAGCUUGGUGAGAUACAGCAUGGGUUUGGGGUUAUUUGGAGAAAAUAGCAGCAUGGAAGACGCUAGACAGAGGUUGAGCUUACUUAUCCACACUCUUCAAGCCUCCUCCUUCUUGUUAAAAAAUGGAGAAAAUGAUGGUUUCAAGAUACAUGACUUGGUUCGUGGGUUUGUUACCUCAAUUAUUUCAAGAGAUCACCCUCUUCUCAUUUUGAAAGAUAAAGAUAAGGCAGUAACAGAGUUGACGAAGGAUAAGCUCAAAAGUUGUAAGGCAAUAUGCUUUUCCUACAUUGAUUUGGAGGAGCUUCCCAAAGGAUUAGAUUGCCCCGAAUUGCAAAUCUUUAUGUUGUUCACAAAUAAUAGAUCUCUUGAGGUCCCAGAUUCAUAUUUCAACUCUAUGAAAAAUCUCAUGGUCUUAAAUCUUAGCGGGAUACAUCUCAGUCGUUCACCUUCGCUGUUUCAAUUCUUGGAGAACUUACACACUCUAUGUCUUGAUCAUUCUUCGUUAGAGGAUGUGGCCAUUCUUGGCGAGCUAAAAGGGUUACAAAUUCUCAGCCUUAAGAACUCCAAAAUUCAGCAAUUGUCAAAAGAAAUUGGACAAUUGGUAGAGCUGAGGUUAUUGGACUUGAAUUAUUGUUCAAAUCUUCAAAUAAUUGAACCAGGUGUGCUUGGAAGCUUAAUCAAAUUGGAGGAGUUGUACAUGAAUAACUUUAAACAAUGGAAUGCUGUGGACCAAACUCUACAGACUAAUGCUAGUCUUAUUGAGCUGAAUAACAUGAAGAAUCUCUACACUUUGCAUGUGUCCAUUCUCGAUUCAAGUGUGAUCCCAGAGGAUCUGAAUAUCAAGAAAUUAACCAAGUAUGAAAUUCAUAUAGGGGAAGUAUGGCACCGGUCUAGUCACAAAGGAUCAAAAACAUUGAUGCUCAAGUGGGAUCCAAUAAGUGAUAUUUUUCAGAAAGAAUGCAUACAAAGUAUCUUAGGCAAAACUGACAAUAUGGUUUUGGAUAGGUUGGACGGAAUUGAGCAAAGUAUUUGCGCAUUAUCCCAAAAAGGUUUUCUAGAAUUAAAGCAUCUAUGCAUCAAGAAUAGUCCCUCUGUCCAUUACAUCCUCCAAUCGCUAUCCCAUACAAAUUUUAAGAUGUUGGAGUCAUUACUUCUUGAGAAUCUCAUCAACUUGGAGAAAAUAUGCACCAACAAUAUCUCCUCCAAGUCCUUCAGUGCAUUAAAAGUAGUACGAGUUGAAUGUUGUCACAAGAUGGAAGUUCUAUUUCCUCUUUCAUCGGUGAGAGAACUUCCACAACUGGAAAAGAUAAAAAUUGUCAAUUGCAUGUCAAUGCGGGGGAUUUUAGAAGUUGAUGAGAAUGGCAAAUUUGAGUUGCGUAAUUUGCAUGCAUUGAAAUUGCGUUACUUGCCAAAAAUCAAGAACUUUUUUACCAUUGGGUCAGCUCCAUCAAGUAGUACAUCAGAUGACCCAGUAGCCACUCAAAUUGCAUUCUUCAAUGGACAACAGGUUGCCUUUCAGAGAUUGGAGACAUUGGAAAUCAGUGGCUUUGAUAACCUCGGGUUUAUAUUUUUCCUAUCCAUGUUUAAAUCUCUCACACAACUGAAAAAACUAACCGUAUCAGAUUGUGAAAAGACAGAGACAAUCAUUAUGGAGGAAGAAGGGUUGGGAACAGAAACAUCAGAAAUUUUGGCAUUCCCGACACUAACCCAUUUACACUUAGAACGGUUGAAAAGUUUGACAUGCUUCUCUUGUGGAAAGUGUAAGAUUGAUAUUUUGUUUUUAUCACAGAAGAUUGUCUUGUAGACAUAUUUUUCCCUGCAAUACAAAAGGUGAUAUUAUUUUCAUCCAAUGAAUUACCAAUGAUAGGUGCACAAGAAAGUCAAAAUCAAGAUCACAUUAGAUCACUUGCCACUGCACU